CUCUCUCCCCGAAUUCCUUUGUCUCCCCGAAUCUCUUUGUCUUCAAUUCUCUCUCUUCCUUUUACUUUAACAGUCGUCGCUGGUUUUUUUUUCGUCGUCGUUAACGUACCCACUCACGCUCUCUUCUUCGCUUCAUCGUGUCGCCUGGUUGCUCGACACCACAGUCACUCUUUUUCUCCUCGCUACGCGCUCAUUCAAAUCAACAUAUCGUCACCACGAUCUCCUGAGGCCCGCGACAAAUCUUCUCUUCCCCAGACACAAACGUCACACGUUCUGCGAACGUCCUCGGCUACAAUUCGACAAUCACUGGUUUGAUUGUCGCGCCUGAAUCUAGCUUCCACGUCUUGAGGACUUUGGCAGACACAGAAUAUCGCCAGCAUUCAUUCUUUGCGAAUUGUAUCUUCAUCAUACAUUACACUCCUUGGCCGCCAAAAUGAUCUUCUCAACUCGCACCGUCGCCGUGGCGGCAGCUUUCUUCUUCUCGAACACCUUGGCUUCUCAGGUCGUUCAGUACACUCCAGGCGGAGAUGACACCCUCGUUGAGCGCAUGGACUCAAUUCUGUCUCCCAAUGCCAUUGCCGCUCACGUCCACCAAAUCUUUGGUGCUUCAAAUUCUGGCCCUGGCAUGACCUUCGAUUCGCUCCGAGAGUCGGAUUGUACUACCGUUGGUUCCGCCGAGGGCGAUGGUAACGCCGACGAUAUGAGCAGCUACUGGCACCCUUCUCUCUACAUGGAGGCCAAGGACGGCUCGGGUUACUUUCGCAUUCCGACCAGUGGCCACAAGCUGUACUACCGUGACGUCGGUAAUGCCCAGGACCAAAAGGUCAACCCUUUCGAAUUUCCCCCAGGCUUCCGCAUGAUUGCCGGACAACAGACCUUGCGCGCACCGAACGAGGACGUUAAGCACCGUGCCAUCACCCAAUGGAUCUGCCACAAGCCUGGCGGUUGGAACGAGGGCAAAGACGGUGGUUUCCCGACCGGUGUUCAGGACUGCACCGAUUAUCCCGGCUUCAACGGCGCCAUCGAAUUCCCUCACUGCUGGAACGGCAAGGACUUCGAUCAAGCCAACCCUGGUGCCCAUGUGAGCUACCCGGAAGGCGACGUGAUGUUUGGCCCCUGCCCUGCAAGUCACCCGAAGCGUCUGCCGCACAUUUUCAUCGAGAACCAAUUCGACCUUCACAAGGUCGUUGACAAGGUCAAGCCAGACACGUUUGUUCUCUCUCAAGGUGACAAGACUGGUUUCGGAUGGCACAUGGAUUUCGUCAACGGCUGGAAGGUUGGCACUCUCUCGACCUUGCUCAACAACGGCACUUCUCCUGGCUGCCCGACUCCUUUCUACGGCAAUGAAGACAUUGGAGUCUGCCCCGCGUUUCACAAAUCUCCCGUCAAGACCAAGAACUGCAAACUCAAGAUGAGCUUCCCUGAGAAGGUCGACACUCCAGGAGAUUCGCUUCCUGGAUGCAACCCCAUCUCGACUGUCAACCCCGCGCCGGCCAUGGAAAUCGCCGCACUCGGUGUCGCCACUUCUCAAUGCUCGCUGAAGGGAUCUUCUGGCUCGUCUGGUAGUGGAAGCAGUGGCAGCAACACCUCUCCUGGCACCUCACAACCCACUACUACCUCGACCCAGGCCGCUCCUACUUACAACGCACCUACUACUUUCAGCACCCAGAAGGCAGAGCCUACCAAGACCACCUCUGCCGAAUCUAAGCCCACCGGAUAUGGCAAUGGCGGCAACAGCAACGGUGGUGGCAGCAACACAGAUGGUGGCUCCACGAAGCCUGACUCUGGCUCUUCCGUCUCUCUCUGCCCAGAACAAAACGGAAAGACAUACACUGACCCCACAUCGAAGAAGAGUUUCAUGAUCGACUGUGCCCACGACCACGCUGGCGGUGACAUGGACUUCAAGUUGAUCUUCUCCGGCGGCCUCUCUGCUUGUAUCGCCACCUGCGCUUCCACUUCCGGCUGUGUCGACGUCAGCAUGUCCGGCGCCGCCUGCUACCUCAAGAAAUCUGCCGGAAAGAGCGUCGGCAACCUGUUGGUCUUCAGCGCCAAGCUCAUCGAUGGAGCCUCCUCGAGUGACAAGGACUCUUCAGCCGGCACGACCGCUGCUGCUGCUCCCGCCGCAACCACCGCCGCUCCCGCCGGCUACAAUUCCAACAAGCCUGUCGGCGCUGCAGACUACCAGCCUGUCCAGAAGAACGGCUCCGACGACAACAACAACGCCGGCGUCCACAUGGUCACCGUCACGGAGGAGACUGUCGUUACCGCCACCCAGUGGGUCACCGUCUACGCCCGCGAUGCGCCCGCUCCGACCGGCGCCGCCGAGAACAAUGAACGUCGUGGUGAGGCUGGCGCGAGACACGGUCAUGGUCAUGCGCUCGCGCACAUCAAGCGUGCUGCCGCCGCGAAGGCUUAGAUAGUCAUUUGAUAUGAACAAGGGACAGGAUGCGUGUUGUGGAAUGUGACUCAGCUGUGCUGACCCUCAUCGCUUCACGACAAGGGAAAAGGAUGGAUGAAAGGACCGGCAUCGUCCUUUUUCGGCUUUUUUUGUACUUUCGCUGCACUUCUUUUUUUUCUUUUCGCUUUUCUCUCUCGCUCGCUCUCACGGUCGUUUUCAAACCUUUGUAUGACAUUUCACGAGAACUACGGAAUAUGGGAAAUGGAAUUUUCCACAGAAGGGAAGAUUUUGGGGGAAA
This is a messenger RNA of Dissoconium aciculare CBS 342.82, 2696 nucleotides long. RefSeq lists its product as uncharacterized. The record is from RefSeq and is a predicted model, not a curated record. NCBI's taxonomy places the organism in Eukaryota, Fungi, Ascomycota, Dothideomycetes, Mycosphaerellales, Dissoconiaceae. The transcript has a single exon. The coding region runs from base 434 to 2416 and encodes 660 amino acids.